Owenia fusiformis is the source of this 6637-nucleotide messenger RNA. Lineage: Eukaryota; Metazoa; Annelida; Polychaeta; Sabellida; Oweniidae. The record is from the annotation of a GenBank genome assembly.
GAGCGGACGAUUAUACGGGAAAAACAAAAAUGCCAGGUGAAAAGUCUCAGCAUCUUAACACUUUGCUGAACCUAGCACGAUCCCUUGCAGCAUUGAAGCCAGCUUCAUGGGAGAAGGUAAGCCGAUUAGUUGCCCUGUGCCCCAAAGUGAACAAAGAUGCUUCUGCUCUGAGACUUGACAAGAGAGGACAAGAAGCCAUAAUUGCUCUGGGUGUAUACCUUUUGGAAUCGAAAUUACAGCAUUAUGAGAAGAUCCUGGUCUAUUUAUUGGACAUUGUGAAACAACUCCCCAAAGCUCAAUGGCAUGAUGGACCACAGAACAAGAAUGCUGACAAAUUGCCUAACUGUGAGGCAUUCAGCUUCUGUCUCACUACAAUACUGUGUGAUGUGUGUGGGAUGAAGGGGGAACUCCAGAAUGAAAUCGUGACAACCUUACUCGACCAGUUACAAAUCCUUAGCAGAGCAUGCUCUUCAGCCAAUGAACAAAGCAAAUUGGAAAUUUGCAAGACCACCAUCCCGAUAUUCAUUGGAAUAGUACGAGGAUUUGGUCGCACGAGUACUGACGCCACACCACUUAUCUGCCAUCUAUUUCCAACUGCGACACCCUUGAUAUGUCACCCAACACGACCAGUCACCAGCCCAAAACGAGCCUUCACUACAUUUCGACCCAUUAUUCCCCGUGUGAUGUCUAGGAAUAUUCUCACUGAGGGACUGUCAAGGAGUACUAGUCCUACAAGCCCUACAGGCCAAAGUGUACGAUCCCGUUCAAAAUCUCCAUCUCCCGUAGAAGUCCCUACAACACCAAAAUCUCCUGAUGGCAGUGCAGAGGUCAGGGUCAACUACUUUAGCGUUAUUGGAUCCAGUUUUCCACAAACAAACCUACCAACUUCACAGACGACCAAACCCGAAGAAGAAACAUUCGGGAAAAUCCAUCUGAGCCAAUCGCAGCUGAAAUGUUUGCUGGGGAUUGCGGUAAAGAUGGUCAAUAAGGAGUUAAUGGUUGCGUUGGAUGUGGAUGCGUCCGAGUUAUUUGCAGGUGGGCAUGUGACUCAGUUUCCGUACAAAUCUUUCAAUGAGACCUUAUACCUGGUGCUAGUGACUGUGCUUAGAGAUCUGCUUUACCACCAGAAAAAUGUGCCAGCCUCAUUUACUAAGGAAAUCCAAGACUUUGUUAAAGUGCUCUAUGCCUCUGGACAGACUGCACUUUCAGAGCGACCACGUGAAGAUCGCAGCGAGCGUUCCAAGACACUAGAUACAUACAGUUUGAUUGUGCAGAGUAAUGCCGUCUGCAUUGAUCUAUUGUUCUGGGCGAUUCAGGAAGAAUCGGGUGCAGAAAGCCUGUGUAGUAGACUAUCUGAGAAGAUCAAUAGUAGCAUGGACCACAAGAUGAUUCUAGCACAUCAGCCUUUACUCAUGGUCUGCAUUCAGACUCUUGGAAAACUGGCUGAAAAAUUUCCACAUCUUGCAAAUUCAGUUGUAUCGUCACUUCGAGAAUUUCUCAUCAAUCCAUCCCCAAUUCUUAACAAAUUGAACAAAUACAGCUGUGUCGAGAAGACGUCCAAAUUUGGUGCUCUGAGUGUUACAGUGACGGACGAGAGUAAGUCGAGUAUAAAUGCAUCCAAAAGAGGACCCCGAACAAAAAUUUUGACAGCAUUUGAAAAUUUACGAGACGCUGCGAUUGAAAACAUUUGCAGGGGGUUGCAGUCAGGUCUUGCAACUGAUGCUGAGUGUGUUCAAGCAUUCCUUGCAGCCCUUUCUAACAGACUCUACACAGCAGAUAUGAGCGACAGAGAAUCUACAUUGAUUUCGACAAACACAAUCAUGGUUCUGGGACACUUAGCUGUUAUGUCAAAGGAAAUGCCCAAAACAACAGAAUCCGUUUUGCAGAUUUUCCAACAGAAGUUCUGCAAUCCUCCGUCUCCCCUUGACGUGCUGAUAAUUGACCAACUCGGCUGUAUCAUUAUUGCUGGAUGUCCUACUAUUCACCAGGAGGUGAUGACAAUGUUCAACAUGAUAAGCAUAGAAAGUAGUGCAGCAUACAGUAGAGCUGGAAACACACAUGGUUAUAGGCAUGUGUCUCUAGCAGUGAUCAAUGCGUUUGCCAACAUUGCAGCAAACACAUCAGGUCAGCAGGAGAUGCAUGACCUGCUUGUGCGUCUUCUAGAGCUGUUUGUUCAGCUUGGGCUGGAGGGCAAGAGGGCCUGUGAAAGAGCACCAGGGGCCCUGAAGGCAUCAAGCAGUGCGGGUAACUUAGGUGUACUCAUACCAGUUAUUGCAUUGCUGACACGCAGGAUGCCACCUAUAAAAGAUCAAAAGCCUCGUCUUCAGAAACUAUUCCGUGAUUUCUGGCUGUACUGUGUUGUCAUGGGAUUUGCAGUGGAAGAUUCUGGUUUGUGGCCCCAGGAAUGGUACGAAGGGGUAUGUGAGAUAGCUACAAAAUCCCCACUCUUGAUAUCAAAGGAGCAUCUACGUGCAGCCCUCACAUACAAUUCUGCAUUGAAAAAUGACAGUGUAGCACCCGGAGAACUGAAUGAGUUGAGAUUGAGUAUAUGUAAUCUACUAGAACACCCUACUGAUGUGGUCCCCCUCGUGAACAAACUCAGCUUUUCACAGUGCACAUACCUUCUCUCAGUAUACAGGCUAGAAACGCUAAGGGUGGCCCAUUCCCCAGAGAAAGACGCAUUCCAUAACAUAUUCCAUUAUCUUGAAGAUGACACCAUUAUCAAAGACAAAGCUGGUAUGUGGCAAUGUAUAUUAGCAGUAGGAGACCGGGCAUUUAAGAUGUUCCUCAACUCUAUGUCAGAAAUGCCAAAAACUGAGGCAAAAACAACUGAGUUAGAAAUGCACGCUCAGUUCCUAUUGGUCAAAUUCAAUCAUGUACACAGACCUAUUCGAAGAGUGGCGGACAAGUAUCUCUCCCAACUCGUUGACAAGUUCCCACAUUUGUUGUGGAGUGGGGUUGUAUUGAAGACUGUACUAGAUGUUCUACAGAUACUCUCCCAGUCACUACAAAUGGACCCCCAUGCGGAGACCCCCCAGAUUGCUGUACCUGGCACGCCAUACAGUCUCCGGUUCAUGGACAAUAUGUCAGUAAGAGAAAGCACUGUAAAAGACUUUGCUGCACGGAGCGUCGGCAUACUGCAAGAGUCGAUGAAAUGGGCCCCGAAUGCCACUAGGAGCCAUUUGAUGGAAUAUCUGAGGGUUCAAAGUCUAACGCAACAUAGCGGGCUUGCCCUUGCUACUGAGUCAGUACUCAAGUAUGCAGGUUAUAAUAAAUCCAGUGCACCUCUGGGGAGUGUAACUUUAGACAAGAGACCUUCAUGUGUGAAAUAUGACUCUUCAAUAUUCAUGGCAAAGCUGAGCAUGCGUACAAGAUUUGCUGGUGAGGUGGCUGGUAUGAAGGUUGCACUACAGGAUGACCAGGUACUCUCCAAAACUCUGGCAAAGCAGAUUAAGAAUGCUGAAGCCAGCAAAGAUGGUAACUAUGAGGACUGUUUGUUUAGGAUUACUGCAUACCUGAUUUCAAUGCCACAUGUUAAUAGACAGUUAUUGCAUGAACUCUGUUGGUCUCCCGCAACAUUGUUCACAGAGAAGUCCAUGGAAGCAGCUGUUGCAUGCUGGGAAUGGCUCCUUGCAGCAAAAGAAGAUCCAGAAAUAACGUUACAGUUUAUGCAGGAGAUGUCUUCUUCCUGGCAGAUGACAAUUGACAGACGGUUAGGGCUGUUCUCUGUGGAGGAUCCUGAAGUUGAUCCCCUAGCUGUCUCUGAGGGUGAACCCCCCAGGCCUAAACCACCAUUCGUCUACCCUCAUGCUAUAUGGUCUAAGUUUCUUGCUGAAAGACUAGAGAUUGCCAAGUACCACAGCAUCGACCAGGUAGAGAUCUUCGCCAACAUGCUCCACAAGUCUUUAGGGAUCCAUGUUGGACGACCUAACAGUGUCAUGAAUAGACAUAUUGCUGCAGUAGGCACCCGUAUGCGAAUGCUUGCUAUGGGUUUGUCCCUGUUACAGGGUGAUAUUCUACCAACAGCCACCAGUAAGAGUGUUCUCAGAGAGCGGAUAUAUGCUACUGCAUUGGACUAUUUUGGUACUGAACCACGCUAUGCUCACCAGAGAGGGACAGAGUUACGAGAGGACAUUCUUUCACUUAUCAAAAUGUGGCAAAAUAUGCAUUCUGAUCGCAAAUACCUGAGAUCCAAUAUCAUUACAGUAGGAGAUGUUGGAGACUUAGAUAGAGCUGCUAGCCCAAUGGGUGGAAGUACAUUGUCCACAGACUACAGUCCUAGUAUAAAGGGAGGAGGGAGUGAGUACAGUAGCAGACCCCACGGCUGGAUGAAUACUAUGACGGCCACAAAUAUGUCAUCAGCAAUGUCUAAGAGGUCUUCAGGAGCAGGGACUAGGAAAAGCCAGAGUAGUGGACAGUUUAUCAAAGACUAUAUAAGAAAGCGCAACUUGAUCUUGGACCUACUGGCCAGUGAGAUUGAGAGAUUGGUUACGUGGCACAAUCCACUUUGUCUGGCAGAGCUUGCUAUAGUAGGAGAGGAAACGAUCAAUGCAUGGCGUAGCAAGUCUGUCACUGAGAAACAAUGGAGAGAGAUGGCACGUUUAGCCUGGGAAAUUUCACCUGCUUUGGCUGUCUUUCUACCUGAGAGGUUCCGUAAUUCUGACACAUUAGGAAAGGAAGUAACACGUCUUGUACGUCUUAGUCCAAACUCCGUGAGUCAUAUACCGCAAGCGUUACAAUUUCUUGUUACCCCACAUAGUGUUGAAGCAGAUGCCCCUGAGUUAACCCACAUGCUGACAUGGGCUCCUGUUCCACCCUCAACUGCCCUGUCUUACUUUUCCCGUCAAUUUCCUCCUCAUCCAAUCACAGCGCAGUAUGCCGUGCGCGUUUUACGCCACUAUCCUCCAGACGCACUUCUAUUCUACAUUCCACAACUAGUCCAGGCUGUAAGAUACGACACGAUGGGUUAUGUGACUGAGUUCAUCCUAUGGGCCUCCAAGAAGUCUCAGCUUCUGGCACAUCAAUUGAUUUGGAACAUGAAGACUAACAUUUACCUAGAUGAAGAUGCUGAGCAUAAAGAUGAGGCAAUUGGUGAUCAACUAGAGGCUAUGAUUGAUGAGAUGAAGAAACAACUUUCUGGAGAUGCGCUUACAUUCUAUGAGAGAGAAUUUGACUUCUUUGACAAAAUAACAGCCAUUUCUGGUGAAAUCAGGCCUUUCCCUAAAGGACCAGAGAGAAAGAAAGCUUGCCUUGAGGCUCUUAGUAAAAUAAAACUUCAGACAGGUUGCUAUCUUCCAUCAAACCCUGAAGCCAUAGUCCUGGAUAUAGACAAAAAGUCUGGCACUCCUAUGCAAAGUGCGGCUAAAGCUCCAUAUUUGGCUAGAUUUAAAGUGAAACAUUGCGGAGUGAAAGAGUUGGAAAGUAUCGGAAUGCAUGGUGAUUCUGCCGCAUCGCAGCAUUCAGAUCUCUCAACUGACAUCUAUUGGCAGGGCUGUAUUUUUAAAGUUGGAGAUGAUGUCCGACAGGACAUGUUGGCUCUGCAGGUGAUUGACUUAUUUCAAAAGAUCUUCCAGAAUCUCGGCUUAGAAUUGUAUCUCUUCCCAUACAGAGUUGUGGCCACAGCCCCUGGGUGCGGUGUCAUAGAAUGUGUCCCAGACUGCAAAUCACGUGACCAGAUAGGAAGACAAACAGACAUUGGAAUGUAUGAAUAUUUCAACACCAAAUAUGGAGAUGAUAAUUCUGCCGAAUUCCAAGCAGCUAGGAGAAACUUUAUCUGCAGUACAGCAGCAUAUAGUGUGUUCACAUUCCUUUUACAAAUCAAAGACAGACACAAUGGCAACAUUAUGUUGGACAGCAAAGGGCACCUCAUACACAUAGAUUUUGGGUUCUUAUUUGAAAGUUCCCCAGGUGGUAACCUUGGUUGGGAACCUGACUUUAAGCUGACAGAUGAGAUGGUGCUGAUAAUGGGGGGCAAGAUAGAUGCUCCUCCCUUCCAGUGGUUCAUGGAACUAUGUUCACGAGCCUAUCUUUCUGUCAGGCCAUACCAGGAAGCGAUAGUGUCUCUGGUGACAUUAAUGUUGGAUACUGGACUGCCAUGUUUUCGUGGUCAAACUAUAAAACUGUUGCGCCAGCGCUUUCAGCCUCAAGCAAGUGAAAAGGAAGCAUCGGCUUAUAUGUUGAAGGUGGUCCGCGAGUGCUAUCUGAGCUGGAGGGCAAAGUCCUAUGAUAUUAUCCAGUACAUGCAGAAUGAGAUUCCAUAUUAGGGCAUAUGAGCCAUAUUUGGAAUGCAUAUAUUAAAUGAAGAAUAGACACAGAUGUCCAUAUUUGGAUACUAUGUAAAAUGUGUGCCAAAUUGCACCCACAAAAGGGAAAAGUACAUGAGGAAUAUGUGUUGAAGUUGGCAUACCAUAUUAGGUAUAUGUGACCAUAUUAGGAAAUUCCAUUUAAUACUAAAAUUGAGACCAGCAUUAUGAAGUAUGAAACUUAAAUAUGGACUUCAAAUUACAAUAUUAUAUUCAGAUGCCUAGUCUACUGGUAUAUACAGGGUGGUCCAAAAAAAGUGAACCCCUGCAACAGGCUACAAAUUUCUUAAUACAUGCAUGAAUUGGCUCAUAUUAUCACAUGUUGUAGAGAAAGG